Messenger RNA from Aspergillus heteromorphus CBS 117.55, 2897 nucleotides. Its product is annotated as beta-glucosidase. Gene Ontology annotation, molecular function: beta-glucosidase activity. Gene Ontology annotation, biological process: glucan catabolic process. Lineage: Eukaryota; Fungi; Ascomycota; Eurotiomycetes; Eurotiales; Aspergillaceae. The transcript is spliced from 7 exons. The record is from RefSeq and is a predicted model, not a curated record. The coding region runs from base 119 to 2416 and encodes 765 amino acids.
GAGUCACACAGCCACCUAUGUACCCGACGGCUCUGUAACGGGGAGGUGAGGUGGGAUUUAAAUACCCUAAUGAGUCCUGCCUCGAAUAUUGGGGGUCAAUCCAUCCACCACCUGCAAAAUGCACCGCGUCACCGUGGUUAUUGCCUUGCUGGGCGGGCUAUCGCUCUGCGCCGCCGCCCCCUCGCAAAACAUCACCAGCGAUGUCUAUUUCUAUGGGAACUCCCCUCCGGUCUACCCGUCCCCGGAGGGAACGGGCACGGGUGCAUGGGCCACAGCUUAUGAGAAAGCAAAGGAGCUCGUGGCCCAGCUCACGGACGAAGAGAAACUGAAUCUCACGGCGGGUACCAGCACCACCACGGGCUGCUCAGGCGUCAUUGCAGCGAUCCCGCGUGUGAACUUCACCGGUCUCUGCGUGUCAGAUGCAGGCAAUGGACUGCGAGGCACGGACCAUGUCAACAGCUGGGCAAGUGGUAUACAUGUCGGUGCCAGCUGGAACAAGACCUUGGCUCACGAGAGGGCCCAGUAUAUGGGCCAAGAGUUUCACCGGAAAGGUGUGAACCUCCUUUUGGGCCCGGUAGUCGGUCCCCUGGGCCGUGUGGCAGAAGGCGGACGCAACUGGGAAGGGUUCUCCAACGACCCCUACCUGACGGGGGCACUGGUCUAUGAGACGGUUCGCGGCGUGCAGGGCUCCGGAGUCGGUGUCUCAACCAAGCACUACAUUGGCAACGAACAGGAGACGAACCGCAACCCGGAAACCGUGGACGGGGUCGAUGUGGCUUCAGUCUCAUCGAAUAUCGAUGACAAAACGAUCCACGAGUUGUACCUCUGGCCUUUCCAGGAUGCCGUGCGGGCAGGGAGCGUGGCGAUCAUGUGUUCAUAUGAGCGAAUCAACAACUCAUAUGCCUGCCAGAACAGCAAGACGCUCAAUGGUCUUCUGAAGACCGAGCUGGGCUUCCAGGGCUACGUUAUCACCGACUGGGGCGCCCAGCAUGGCGGCAUCGCCUCCGCCAAUGCCGGGCUGGACAUGGUGAUGCCCGACUCCACGUUAUGGGGGGCCAACCUCACUACGGCCAUCGCGAAUGGCAGUAUGGAGGCGUCGCGACUAGAUGAUAUGGUAACUAGAAUUCUCGCCACGUGGUACCAGCUGAAUCAGGAUACCGAUUUUCCCACCCCAGGAAUCGGCAUGCCUUCCAGCGUCGACUCGGAACACCAAGCCGUAAUCGGGACCUCGCCGGACGAGAAGGGGGCCUUGCUCCAGAGCGCCGUGGAGGGGCAUGUUCUCGUCAAGAACACCAAUGGUGCCCUGCCCCUGCAAUCGCCCAGUCUGGUUUCCGUGUUCGGAUACGAUGCGAAGGGGCCCGAGGCGUUGAGCUUUGUUGCCUCAUUUGGAACCUACAGCCCUGCUAUCCAGAACUCCACUCUCUACGUGGGCGGUGGCUCGGGGUCCAACUCUCCGUCGUAUCUCAGCACGCCGCUCGAUGCUCUCCAGCAACAGGCGUACGAAGAUAGCACGGCGGUGGUGUGGGAUGUCAGCUCCCAAGAUCCUGAUGUGGAUCCGACCUCUGAGGCCUGCCUGGUCUUCAUCAACAGCUACGCGACCGAAGGCUUUGACCGGCCGGGAUUGGUGGAUGAUUGGAGCGACACGCUGGUGACGAACGUGGCCGGGAAGUGCAACAACACGAUCGUCGUUAUCCACAACGCCGGCAUUCGACUGGUGUAUGACUGGAUCGACCACGCGAAUGUCACAGCCGUGAUUCUGGCCCAUCUCCCCGGCCAAGACACCGGACAUGCCCUGGUCAACCUCCUCUACGGCCGAGCCAACCCAUCGGGCAGACUUCCAUACACAAUCGCCAAGCAAGCCUCGGACUACGGCUCUGUACUGCAUCCUUCGGAGCCGCAGACCCCAUACGGACUGUUCCCCCAGUCCGACUACGCGGAGGGGGUGUACAUUGACUACCGGGCCUUUGAUCAGCAGAACAUCACCCCGCAGUUCGAGUUCGGGUUUGGCCUCUCGUACACCACCUUCAACUACUCGGAGCUGGAUGUGCGGCAGACCAACGGUAGCACCUCGCAGUAUCCUCCGUCUGCGACCAUCCAGGAGGGCGGAAACCCGCGCCUGUGGGAUGAGAUUGUGAAGGUGACGGCGACGGUGCAGAACAGCGGAUCGGUUGACGGGGACGAGGUGGCCCAGCUGUAUGUGGGCAUACCUAACGGUCCUGUCCGCCAGCUGCGAGGGUUUGAAAAGGUGCACAUCCCCGUGGGGCAGACCGCGCAAGUGAGCUUCUCGUUGGUCCGACGGGACCUCAGCACCUGGAGCGUGGACGCCCAGCAGUGGCUGCUGCAGUUGGGCACGUAUCAGGUCUAUGUCGGCCGGUCGAGCCGCGAUCUUCCGCUCACGGGGCAGUUUUCCCUCUAGAGCCCCCGGUAGACUAGUGGCUGUUCCAUAGAUCAAUGGCAUCUGAUGACUUGAGGUCCCAAUUUCAAACGAUCGAAACUGGCGAGAAUCCGGGCCCUGGCGGUUGGGAUGCCCUAACAUCCCUAUCAUCGGCACCACCCCCAACCAGCCCCCCUCCCCCAGCUCCUCCUGGGACUUGCCUCUCGUGUCUAGCAAGGUGCAGCUGCUGGGAAGUGGAAGUGGGGGUUAUCUCUCGUGCCACCAGGUCACCUGUUGGCUGCGGGGUUGCAGCGAGGUCGAUCCAUGGUUGCACUCCGUGUCACUCUCAAGCAAGCCCUCGUCCCCCUCGUCCCCCUCGUUUCCCCUCCUUCCCCCUUGGCCAUCGUGGCAGGACUCGCAAAAUGAAGACCGACUUGCGACAAUUCUCCAACCCUCCGGGGACGACAGGGCCGUACGCUAACCAUCUGGAUCUGGAUGUGCUGAUUGUGGGCGCCGGAUUCAG